GUCUAGUGCGAUCCUCGUCGCACCUGACGGUGUUUCCGCCGGCUGCACCUGGGUGGGCAGGAGCAAUGAACCCCCAGCAGCUGCCCGGUCCUUCUAAAAUCCUCCAACUUGCCACCCCAGCUUGUCGUUCGCUUCACUCCUCCUUUCACACUUACCCAUGCCGCAAGGCAAAAUAAGACGCUAGUCUCCGUCCUUCUUCCCAAGUUCAUUAGGGUCAAGCACUCCUACCAGGACGACCCGAAUUCAACGGGAGUCGCUAACGCACAACACCAUCAAGAUGCACAAGAUUGGCGUGCUCAAAGCCCUUGGGGCUGCUGUCCUCACCUUCGUGCCAGCAGCGGCUCAGCACCAGGAUAUUGACCAGAAUGGAGAUGGAGAGGCCGACGGCAUGGGUCCAGCUGCCUUCAUGUGGCCACCCGACCGAGUCUGGCUCGACUUCACCGACAACACUGGCCCUUGUGGCUCCCCCGAUGGACCUGGAAAUCGUACAGCCUUCCCUCUAGUCGACGGCGCUGUGUCCCUUGUGCAGCAAGACGAAGCCUUUGGUGUCCAGAUAUCCAUCUCAUACAGCAAUGAUCCAAAGUCAGAGUCCGACUUCCAGGUCCUGAUCUCGCCUGACGCAGUCAAGGAGUUGAACCCGGGUCACCAGUGCCUCAACAUCACCGACCCCCCCUCCAAUGUUGUGGCAGGAAGCAACGCCACUAUCCAGGUCAAGUACGUCUCGGAUUGGGACAAGAACAUCAACGAAACGUACUACGCGUGUGCAGACAUUACCUACGUUGCUGCUGAUAAGUUCAACUUUGCCUCCAUUCCCUGCUUCAAUGUAUCGGUUCCGGCUGCCCCUGAGCCGUCUUCAACAGCCCCAGGCACUUCAAAUGCAUCUGGCACCAACUCCCCUGCUCAGGGAGGAUCUGACAGUCCCGCGGGCCUUUCUGGUGGAGCCAUUGCUGGUAUCGUUGUGGGCGUGGUCGUCGGCGUGGCUGCGCUUGGCAUCCUGCUCUUCUUCUUGUACCGUCGCGACCAGAGACAGAAGCGGGUUGUCGACCAUGUCACGUCAGCAAGAAACAACGUCAAGUGGGAUGCUGAGAAUCGGUCAACCGGGGAAAGCGCAAACAGCGUACCUCUCGAAACUCUCUCGAAGUAGACGAAGCCGCGUCAGGUGUACGGGACGGUGCGAAUGAUGGUCUGCCUUUGGUCUGAUGGACUCUCUCGAGCUUCCCGCAUAUGAGUGUCCCUGCCAUAUGCUUACACUUAAAUUGUAUGCGUUGAAAGGUACUUCCGGUAAUAUGGACGAGCGUAUCAAUGGCAUGUGUCAGGCCAAGGGGGGCAAGCGAACAGUCUUUCCGAGUUGAAUGAGUUCACGAUGUAAAUACCCAAUAGCGGCAAAGCACAUUAUGCUAAGGACGCUACCUGAAAUAUAAUUUCUUAUG
Messenger RNA from Microdochium trichocladiopsis, 1430 nucleotides. RefSeq lists its product as uncharacterized. Bases 278 to 1144 code for a protein of 288 amino acids. The record is from RefSeq and is a predicted model, not a curated record. NCBI's taxonomy places the organism in Eukaryota, Fungi, Ascomycota, Sordariomycetes, Xylariales, Microdochiaceae. The transcript is spliced from 3 exons.